This is a messenger RNA of Emiliania huxleyi CCMP1516, 606 nucleotides long. RefSeq lists its product as hypothetical. Lineage: Eukaryota; Haptophyta; Isochrysidales; Noelaerhabdaceae. The record is from RefSeq and is a predicted model, not a curated record. The annotation marks the transcript as partial. The transcript has 3 exons.
GACAGCGACAGCGGGCUUCUCGGGCGGGGGAGGCGCCGUCUCGCGGUGCCGCCUCGCCCGCCUCGCGCGGCAUCAGCCCCGCCUCCUCCAACGGCAACCUCUCCGACCCCGCCCCCUCCGAGCACCCCUCCCUCUCGGCGGCUGCCGACGCCGCCGCAGCGCAGAGGCCGAGGGAGGGGGCGCGGGCCGAGCACCCGCCGACCGCUCUUCCGUUGGGGAUGCGGCAGCGCAGGGCGGCGGCGGCGGGAGGGAGGGGAGUGGUGCGAGGGCCCCGCCCCGCCUCGCCCGCCGCAGGCCUCGCCGCCAGCAGCGCCUCCCCGCCCCGCUCGGCCGCCUCUCCGGCGCAGCUGCCGGCGCUGCUGCCGCUCGGAGGAGGAGGCGCGGGGGAGGAGGAGGCGAUCGCGGCGACGAUGGCGGCCGCCAGCGCCGCCGCCGCGCGAGGGCCGCGCGCUCUCGUCGAGUACGUCGCGCUGCUGGACGCGCAGGGGAUGCUGUGACGAGCGGGCGGUCGAGCACGGUGUUAGUAUUAUAUCGGUGGAGGCGGGAGACGCGUUGUCCGUGUCUCUCGUCUUUUUCCUUGCUUUUGAGUCAGAGUCUUUUAAGCUC